Doryrhamphus excisus (bluestripe pipefish) is the source of this 3864-nucleotide messenger RNA. The record is from RefSeq and is a predicted model, not a curated record. Lineage: Eukaryota; Metazoa; Chordata; Actinopteri; Syngnathiformes; Syngnathidae.
UGUGACCCUCUUCAAGCAAACACAGAUGGUCACGUGCUCCGUCACCAUGACGACUGCCUCGCCAGCUGAGACGCUCGCUAUCGUUUGCAAAUAAGAACAGGAAGGGAACGUUCCUUUACAGACGGGAGCCGCGUGACACUUUACAUUCCAAACCAGCAGGUUGGGCUAACUUCCUUAGCAGCAGCCAAGUUGUCAAUCAACCUCGUCCUGGCUUGACUGUCCUGGCGAGCUCUCCUCGGCCCGUCCCUCGACUGACGUUAGCUCGAUGCUGAGGAAGGCAGACGCUGCCUCAUGUUGGAACAUGGUGGUACUACAAGACGUCAGCUAGCGUACAAACUGUCCCUUGAAGACGAGGCAAGAAGAACAUUAGCAGGUGAGUUGUGGUCAACACAUGGAAGAAGAACAUGCUCGGAGUCUUCUCAUGGGGGGGGGGGUCAUGAUUCAAGAGAAGUGCGGCAUUCUGCUGCAGGUUCUGGAAGACACGGAAAAUUUUGGCACCACAAGUGAAGAGAAAAAAAGGAGACGGAACAGGAAGUUGUCUUCACAAGGCUCACACCGCUGAGGGCAGAUGCAGUAACCCCCCCCCCCUCCCCUCGCUGCCCUGCGGCGGUGUGAGCCCGGUGGGCUGUUUUAUUUACCGCUUACGUGGCCUUGGCUACUUUGGUGCGCUUCAUCCUCUUCCUCCUCAUGAGGGUCACCUGAGGCCGCUUGAGGCCGGCGAUGAGCAGCAGCAGUCUGGGUCGAGACUUGGUGAGCCAGCUCCUCAGCAACGUCCCCUUUGGAAACCUGCCACAGCGUCAGCACAGUUCAUCCAACGUCCAAACAGGCCCCGCCCACUCACCCCCACCCGAUCUGAAACAUGUCUUUACAGUCUUCUUCUCAAUGACCUCUGACCUCCCAACGUGCCCUUGUGGACCCCCUCCUCCCCAACCUGUCCUGAGACCGCAACAUCAAAGCCGAUCUUCCUCACAUCAGACCCCCCAAAAAUCCACCUUCUGCCGCCCCCACCCCCCCUCCCUGACCCUUCAUGCCAUUACCAAAGGUUCAAAAGAGUCCGGAGAACCGGAGCGCACGGCGGUCCUUACCAGUUGACCCCACACAUUGGUUAGCUUGUGGGCCAGCGCCGCUGUGUGCCGCUUGAAUGACAAGCUCACCGCUAGAAGCUUCACUCUGCACAAACACCAGCUGCCAAUCAUAAUAGGAGGCCGUGACCCAGCCCGCGGGUGGCGGGGGGGGAGACCCAGCCCACUCAGCACUUCUCCACAGCUGACCAAUCAUCAACCUCAAACGCCUGUUGCCAUGACAGCCCGCAACCAGAGGUGGAGGGGGUUUCGGGGGUUUUUGGCAAAAUAAGCAUCUGUUUAUUUUUAGCAUGUUGUUACAUUAGCAUUUAAAUAUCAGAAAAACUCAAUCAUUGAAAUAAACACAACAGACACACACUAUCAGCCAGUGAACACGCUAGUGAACAUACAAUGUUAGCACUGAGGAACACGCUAACAACCAUAAAAUGUUAGCCAGUGACCAUGCUAACAAAUGUGCAAUGUUAAGCCAGGAAAACGCGAACAAACACAUAAUGUUAGCCAGUGAACACGCUAACAAACACAUAAUGUUAGCCAGUGAACACGCUAACAAACACAAUGUUAGCCAGUGAACACGCUAACAAACAUACAAUCUUUGCUCGGGAACAUGCUCACAAAUAUACAAUGUUAGCAAGUGAACACGCUAACAAAAGUACUAUGCUAGCCAAUGAACACACUAACAAACUUACAAUGUUAGCAAGUGAACACGCUGACAAAACUAGCCAGUGCUAGCCAGUGACAAUGCUAGCAAAAGUGCAAAGCUAGCAAGUGAACACAGUUAGCCAGUGAACAUGCUAACAAACGUACAAUCUUAGAACAUAAAUGUAAAAUUUUAAGUUUAAAAAAAGUUUAAAAAAAUGUUAGUAUGACUAAUUGUUGACAGUUACUGACAGGCCUCAUGAAAAAAAAAUCACAUUGAACCCCCCCCAAAAAAAUAAUUUAAUUUCGAUUUUAACAAUUUUUUGGGCCCCCUGACUAAUUGGAAUUUGAAGAAAUGAAUCCCCCUGGCCCCACCCGUACCGGUUGCUGUGUUCUUAUCAGCGUGACAACAAGAUCAAAGUCUACGUUGUGACUGAUAUGAGAAGUCCAAGGUCAGAGGUCACCGUCGGCCCCACAUUGUGCUGAAGCUGCGGGAGAAAAACGGGACGCAAACACACUCCCACCGCACACUAACACACUUUCUGCAGGUAAAGGAACUUUUACUCGUUCAGUUUGGCGUGUCUUUGAACGCCUCACGCUUAACAUUUCUGUAUUAUGACUUAUGAAGUGCAGGCUCCGCCCAUCGGAUUAUGGAAUGGUCAUUAAUAACAGUUUUGUUUUGUUGCUCGGAUCUGUCAGGAAAAUGGCCGCCAGGGUGCCAAAAGACAAGUUUCACGCCGUCUGGCUGGCUUUCUUCAUUCUCGGCUUGGGAACGUUGUUGCCAUGGAACUUCUUCAUGACGGCCACCAUGUACUUUAGCAGCCGUCUGAAGGACUCCACCAAUGAGACGGCAGCGGGGGAGGAGCAUCGCGGCGUGCUGGAGGCCAGAUUCAACAACGUCAUGACGCUGUGCGCCAUGUUACCGCUCCUCAUCUUCACCUGCCUCAACUCUUUCCUGCACUCACGCGUUCCUCGCCCUGUACGUGUGGCGGGAAGCCUCCUGAUCAUCAUGGCCGUAUUCCUGCUGACGGCGGUUCUGGUUAAAGUUCCCAUGGAGCCUCCGGUGUUCUUCGCCGUCACCAUGGUGAAGAUCGUCAUCAUCAACUCGUUCGGUGCCGUGUUACAGGGUAGUCUCUUUGGGAUGGCAGGGGCGCUUCCCGCCUCGUACACCACGCCCAUUAUGAGCGGGCAGGGCCUCGCCGGGACCUUUGCGGCCUUCGCUAUGAUCUGCGCCAUCGCAAGCGGUUCGGGCGUCCAAGAGGCUGCCUUUGGUUACUUCAUCACAGCGUGCGUCGUUAUUUGUCUUUCCAUCUUGGCGUACGUCAUGCUGCCUAAACUGGAGUUUUUCCAGUUUUACGAGCAGCGGAAAAACCGACGCGAGGAAGAUGAGAACGUCAACCUGGCGAGCAAAGUUGGUGCAGGAAGCGGCGAGGGAACAGCCAGCGGGAAUGUCUCCAUGGUGACCAUCUUCAAGAAGAUCUGGGACUUGGCGCUGGCGGUCUGCUUCACCUUCGCCGUCACCAUCGGAACGUUUCCCGCCGUGGUGGCUGACACUAAGUCCUCAUUGGCUGAUAAGAGUUCUUGGGACGUGUAUUUCGUGCCGGUGGCCUGCUUCCUGCUCUUCAACCUGUGUGACUGGGGAGGGCGGAGCCUGACGGCGUUCUGCAUGUGGCCAGGAAAGAACAGUCGGCUGCUUCCUGUUUUGAUAGCCGCUCGUGUGACGUUCGUGCCGCUCUUCAUGUUGUGUAACGUGCAGCCCCGCCUCCACCUGCCCGUUUUCUUCCAGCACGACGCCUUCUUUGCCGCCUUCAUGGUGGCCUUCGCUGUCAGCAAUGGUUACCUCGCCAGUCUGUGCAUGUGCUUCGGGCCCAAGAAAGUUCUUCCUCAUGAGGCGGAGACGGCCGGAACCAUCAUGGCCUUUUUUCUCUCUUUGGGUUUGGCUCUUGGCGCUGCCUUGUCCUUUGUGUUCAGAGCACUGGUUUGACUUGAGAACGUGCGCAGAACAACACGAGCACUGCCUUGUAAAUAUACUUGAAAGUGUUGUAUUUGUUGUUAAACAGCAGAGGGCGUUGUCCAACAUUCUACAACUACCUCACACCAGAGAAGAAGAAGCACCUGUGAUUAAAAAUGCUUUAAUUCUAUAUAA